Messenger RNA from Mercenaria mercenaria, 2327 nucleotides. RefSeq lists its product as uncharacterized. Gene Ontology annotation, biological process: regulation of apoptotic process. The transcript has 12 exons. The record is from RefSeq and is a predicted model, not a curated record. NCBI's taxonomy places the organism in Eukaryota, Metazoa, Mollusca, Bivalvia, Venerida, Veneridae. The coding region runs from base 8 to 2254 and encodes 748 amino acids. Gene Ontology annotation, molecular function: death domain binding; protease binding.
ACAUGAGAUGCUGGAGUCCAGGCCUAAAUUGCCUAAUCAUACGGACCAAGAACAAAGUUCUCCAACUCCGGAUUCGAAAGAGUUUAGCGAAGACGAUUUCAACACUGCCUUUGAGAAACAAAAAAAUGCCAAAAGUUCAACAUCAGUCGACGCGAUCGAUAGCAGCGGAUAUUCAAGUGCUUCAACGUUUUACACUGCUACGAAAGAGCGAACCGUCGUUUCCGGCUUUUAUUUUCCGUCCUACGAGGACAACUCGCCAACUAUGUUAUAUCAGAAACGUGGUCUGAACCCAGAACAUGAAAGCAGGAUUAAGAGAAAUUUCCGAUAUCUAAAAGAAGAGCUAGAUGUCGACUGUGGACUACUUGAUCACUUCAUUCAGGAAAAUAUCUUCACCAACGAUCAGGUGGAGUCGAUCAUUUCAGCAGGUUCAAGACGUCGUAAAAGUGACUGUCUCCUCCGUAUGCUUCUGCGAUGUAAAGAAAAUGCAUAUGCUCAGUUUAUGGAUUUUUUAACAGCGACGAAAUGUGGACACAUUCGAGAAGUUCUUGAAUCCGAAACAAAACAAAAAAGAUUAGAUUUUGGAACCUGUACAGUUCUCGAUUCUUUCAAAGCACUCAAUGCUAUAGUAACGCAUAAAGCCGAAAUCAUCGACCAGCUUGAGCCAGACAAUAUUGUCGACUUCUUCAUACAAUACGAAGAGUUUACUAUUGAUGAGUAUGAAUGCAUUAUUUCCCAGUUAACUCGGAGAAAUAAAGCAGAAAAACUAAUGGAAAUACUAACGACUGGAAAUCACAUGCCACAAGGUUACCACAUACUUUUGAAAGCAUUGAACGACACUGAAGAGCAGUAUUUACUGCAACUGCUUUCACUGAAUAAUGAAAAUAAACCAGCACCAAACGUUCAGGAGAUCACAGAGCAUACCCCUAUUAUUAUGUUUCCAGAGAGCGAACAUUUUCCAUCAGAAGAUGACAACGAAGUCCUGAUAAAAACGACAAUCAUUGCAAAGAUAAAAAAUUGGAAUGAUGGGAAAAGGCAAAAGAAACAAACAGAAGAAUAUGUUGUUGACGCAGUAAACAUGGAUAACGUGGAGUUUGAAAUAAACGAUGUACUCUUUUCGGACACUCGGUGUUUGAUUAAAAGUGUAGACAAAGGAAGUAUCAUCAUUCGAGUCAAGGGUUGUGGACAUGGCUCGUUAAAACAACUGAUGGACAGUGGAUAUAAAAAAGGUUUGGAAAGGGUCCUAAAAGUAAUCUAUUCACAUCCAAAGGUGCAUAAAUAUGUUGGAAGAGAUGCUAUUCUUGUCACAGAUGUAGAAUAUCUUCAAACAGUGAAUGAGGACAAAAUCAAAGAAAAGAAAUUUUCUUGUAAAGAAAUCGUUUCAACAAAUCGUGCUUUUCUUGUCGAAGAACUUGAUCCAAUUAUCUUUAUGCAACUUGAUAUGUUUACAAAGGGAGAAGCAGAAGCGGUUCGUAUUGAGCGAGUCUCGUCUCGAGCUAAAGCUACAAGACGUAUGAUAGAGAUUGUUUUAGCUAAAACAGAAGAUGAAGUUCGUAAAUUCAUGACCGAAAUCAAGCUAAGGAAAGAAUUUGUCUGGAAACAUAUUUGUCCCAAAGAAUUUCAAGAUGAUUCUGAAGAAGCGUUGAUUUCGGGUUAUGAAAUCUUGGUGGAAAACAUUUGCCCAUCCUUAAUAUCUGAUUAUUGCAUUGAAAAGGGAUUACUACCGAACUAUAUGCAAUUUGUUUCGACGGCACGACCAAGAAGUGUUCGCGCAAAAUUCAUUCUCCAAGAAAUUAUGAAGAAAGGACAUGUUGAAAGGAAUGUCUUUUGGAGCAUUGUUUCAACAUUUGAAGAUUGUUUGGACACUUGCUUGUCUGAAAAGAAAGGACGCGAGAUGACAUCACCGCAAGUCCAGGAGGAACACGGGGAAGAAAUCGGACUACAGACUAUGACAAUAUAUCCAUUCCCGAUAUUAAAAGCACAUGAUGCAAGCAUAUCUUUAGAGAUUGGUAACUUUAAAAAGUCAACUCAAAUUGACCAGAAACAAGGACAUGAAGACCACAGGCCCAAGUACAAAACUGAAAUUAACAUAAUUGGCGAAGCAACGUAUGUGUCGACGUCAGUAGUCGUUCAGGAAACAGAAUGUGAAGAUGGAGAUAAGUGUGUAAAAAACGAGAAUGACACUGAAAGCGGUUAUGAAUCGCUGUCGCUGAACCGACGAACAGAAAUGCUUGAGCGAUUUUCAAUGCCAGUGUGAAAAGCGUGACUCUGGCAGGUGGAGGUGAAGAUGAGCAAAAUAAAUCUUAUGUCCAAGUUACUUGUAACAUAGG